AAUUAAUGCAUUUGAAACUAUGCCUACCUAGUCCAUAACUAAAUCUGUAACCCAACAUUCCUAUAAGCUUAUCACACAAACUUUCGUUUCUAGACCCUGGUUUGUAAUAUCAUGAGUUUGAUGACCUUAAACCUGUGCAACCUGAAGCCCAUCUCGUUUAAAAUACAUCUGAAUGGCGGCAAAUGAGGGAGCGUCUCCCACGAACAAAAUGAAACGUUAAGACAGGUUAACGAGCCCUAUGUAACAGCACCCGAAUUCCAGGGGCGGUCAAACAUGGCUGAGUGCUGGGCAACGCGCAUGGCUAAGUAUUGGGCAACCUGCGCUGCAGGUUUAGAGUUCACGGUUUGCAAAGAGUUGAAAGGGCUAGAGGGGACAGGUGUUAUAUCCAAUUCUUUGUUCAGCGGGGGUGUUCUUUUUGAAACAAUGUGUCCUGCUGAGAAGCUGCUGAGUCUGCGGGCUGUGGAUAACAUAUAUGCAUUCGUUGCACAUUUUCAAGAUUUGCCAAUGGAAAAGGAUGCCGCAAUCAGUUUUCUUAAGGGUCUAGCUGUGAAGGUUGAUUGGAGUAAUGCUUUUUAUAUCUUUAGAAGUUGGAACAGAGAUGGAGUCAAAUAUUCUCUGCCCAGACCCUCAUUAGAUGGAGAUGGUUCAAUAUCUUUCCGUGUGUCAUGUGAUAGAACAUGUACUGAGAUGAAAAGACAUGAAUUCACAUCUGUGGAUGCUGAAGCUGCCAUUGGGGAAGGAAUUCAUUAUCUGUUUGGCUGGCCGGCUAGCAUGCGCAUGUAUGAUUUGGAGGUUGUCACAUGGAUUGUAGAUGCUGAAGUCCUUAUGUCUAUUGCUCUUCUUCCCAAUUGGAAUAGAAGAAUGCUAGAAGCUAUUGAUGUCUGCAAUCACAAACAUAAUUCAGCUGUUCCAGAUCUACUGGCUCCACCCUUUGAGACAAAAGCAAGCUCAGAGAUGGGAGAAAGAAAUCUAAGAUCACGACCAAGCCGCACGGAUUCUCAGCUAUAUGCUAGACGGUUAUACAGGAAAGCACUAGUAGAAACAUCAUUGAAACCAAGCACAGCAUUUUCCUUGCUUCAAUUGGGAGAAGUUCAACCUGGCCAUUUGAUUCUUGAUCCGAUUGUAAUUUCAGGUAUCCUUCAAUGGAGAAACAUCUGUAUUCAUAGGGGUUGUUUGGAAACGAUUUUGCAUCCUUGCCUUGAGUUCUUUCCCCUCUUGCGUGGGUCACUUGGAGGUUGUGGGGUUGCUUCAUCAAUGACACUUAUAGUAGAGGAUUAUUCCUUCUUGGCAUUGGAUAUUUUCAUCCUUGUAGGGAUUCAAGCAGCAUUCCCUUUCCAAAGAAUGUGUGGAUGUGGUACAAUACCUCUAGAAGCGGCAGCGUAUUUUAGUGGACAGGUGAUGUGUCUUGGAGGUGAUACUUCUUCAAAAGCUAUUGCAGCUGCAGAAAGUAAUUCACGGGAAAUAAAAGAGCUCUGUGAUGUUCUACAUUGGGAUGCUACACGCUUGCCUUUACGUAGUGGUUGUGUUGAUCGGAUUAUAUGUGACAUGCCAUUUGGUGUUCGUUGUGGAAGCACACGAGUGCGCCAAUGGCUUUGUCCCAAAGUGCUAAGAGAGAUGAUCCGUGUCUUAGCACCCAACACAGGACUUGUAGUUCUGAUGGUUCAAGGUAGGUUUAUGAGAAAAGAAGUUGAGAUCAAUCAGAACCAGUUUCUCAGAUUGCUCAAGCACUUGGAUGUCCAAAUGGAGGGUAUACGCGUGGAAGUGUUCGUCAUGCAACGCACUUCAGAACCAGCCCCUGAACAUGGCUCUUCCUGCAAUACCAAGUCUCUUACCAAGAAGAAUAUUAAGAGGAGGGGGAAAUAAACCAUAUUGUGCACAACUCAAUUAUGCCAUUUGUUCAUUUAUCAUUUAUCAAAAUUUCUAACUCGAUAUUACAAAUAAAAUAAUCGUGUAUUUUUAUUUUAUGAGAGGCAAAUUUAUUAAUUUGGUUUUGUUCUUGAAUAUCACAAUAUAUUAUUCCUUGUGUACAACAAACAAUGUCGAAAUAUCUCCUUUGCUGCUCUUUGGGUUUA
Molecule: messenger RNA, 2072 nt
Organism: Cryptomeria japonica (Japanese cedar)
Lineage: Eukaryota; Viridiplantae; Streptophyta; Pinopsida; Cupressales; Cupressaceae
Exons: 18
Coding region: 274-1863 (529 amino acids)
Biological process (GO): tRNA methylation
Molecular function (GO): RNA binding; tRNA (guanine) methyltransferase activity
Source: RefSeq, a predicted model, not a curated record